Heterobasidion irregulare TC 32-1 is the source of this 1602-nucleotide messenger RNA. It is a transcript of the gene cyp71, whose product is annotated as cytochrome P450 monooxygenase 71. Lineage: Eukaryota; Fungi; Basidiomycota; Agaricomycetes; Russulales; Bondarzewiaceae. The record is from RefSeq and is a predicted model, not a curated record. Bases 1 to 1602 code for a protein of 533 amino acids. Gene Ontology annotation, molecular function: oxidoreductase activity, acting on paired donors, with incorporation or reduction of molecular oxygen; heme binding; monooxygenase activity. The transcript is spliced from 10 exons.
AUGACAUCGACGAGCCCUGAUCACAGCAUGCUCGUAGUUGUUGUAGGGCUCGUGGGGUUUCUAGCCCUCUUGUACUGGUGGACCAAACCGACUCACCCUUUUCCACCUGGCCCAAAGCGGCUCCCCAUCAUCGGGAACAUGCUUGAUCUCCCUAAGGACCAUGCAUGGUUCACAUACCAACAGUGGUCGAAAGAGUACCGCUCAGAUGUCAUACACGUGGACACACUGGGAACACACCUAAUCAUCUUGAAUUCUGCGAAAGCAGCAAGGGAACUCUUCGAGAAACGAUCAUCUCUGUAUUCCGACAGCUCCUUUUUCAUUGUUCUGCAUCAUCGCUUACGUUGUAUGCUCAAACUUGACUGGGCAUUUGGGUUUGCUCCCUAUGGUCAGGAACUGCGGCGUCAUCGGAAAGUGCUCCAUCGUUAUUUCAGCCCCGCAGCGUCUGAACAGUACCACCAAAUCGAGGCGAAAGCAACUCUUGAGCUCUUGCAGCGUCUUCUAGACACCCCGCAGGACUUUGUCGCACAUCUAAGGCACAUGGCCGGGAGGACCAUCCUUGAAAUAGCGUAUGGGAUUGAAGCGCAACCUCGCAACGACCCGUACAUCAAUAUUGUCGAGAAGGCCAUUAAAGCCAUGACAGUCGGCGCCACACAGAGGGCGCGUGUCUUCGACACAUUCCCGAUAUGUACUGCCUCCUUUUAUUUUUUUCUGCGGUCUUUUCUUGACAUACACGGCACAUAUGCAGUGGCGCGCCUGCCUGAAUAUCUCCCUGGCAUGUCCAUCAAAAGAGAAGCGAAGAAAUGGUCUUCCCAAUGCGCACUAACUGUCGAGAUGCCAUUUCGUGCCGUCAAAGAAGCCAUCGCCAGCGGCUCGGCCAAAGAGUCAGUCGCGUCGUCCCUACUUCAGAACGGUGGCGAGGAUGGGUCCCCUUAUGAUGAAGAUGUAGCGAAGAAAGCGAUAGCAUCCAUGUACCUUGGUAAGUCUACCCCCUCGACCAUAAACACAUUCAUUCUACUCAUGGUGCUCUACCCUGAAGUGCAGCAGAAGGCGCACGCAGAGAUCGAUGCCAUCAUCGGGCACGGUCGUUUGCCAAAGCAUUCUGACGAGAGUUUGCUCCCGUAUGUUGGUGCUGUGGUAAAGGAGGUCCUGCGAUGGGCGCCCAUCGCUCCUCUCGGUGUUCCGCACAGCGUGCUGUCCGAUGACAUUUACAAAGGCUACUUGAUCCCCGCAGGCUCUGUGGUUCUUGGAAAUUGCUGGGCCAUCCUCCACGACGAAACUAUGUUUCCUGACCCUGAUGCUUUCAAGCCCGAGCGCUUCCUUGAUACCGGCGGUGGUGCCACAUCUGACUACCCUGAUGCUGCGUUCGGUUUCGGACGGCGUGUCUGCCCCGGCCGCUUCAUGGCGCACGCCGCAGUAUGGCUUGCGAUCGUCUCGAUUCUCUCCACAUUUGAUAUUUCCAAAGCUGUCGACGAAGAUGGGAAUGAAAUCGUGCCAGCUGGCGAGUUUAUCGACGGUCUCAUCAUGUAUCCGGCUCCGUUCAAGUGUAGGAUCGAGCCUAGGUCUACUUCGGCGGUGUCGUUAAUUCGGACGGCCUCGGCGUGA